AUGAAAAUGGCCCGUGAUCUUUCUCAAGGAAACGAGUUCGAAGAAGAUGAGGAAGAAUUCCGUCCUCGGGGUAAUAAUCUGAAGCUAUGGGGAAAUCAAGUGACAAUGAAUAUUAAUCCAAUGAUUCACACAAAUAUUAUUCAGUCUCCAUAUUUCAAGACAAACCUUAUCGAACUGAAGACAUAUCACGAGGUUAUUGAUGAAAUUUACUACAAAGUCACACAUCUGGAGCCGUGGGAACGCAAUAGCCGUCGUGUUGGUGGACAGACAGGUAUGUGCGGUGGUGUGCGAGGUGUAGGAGCUGGAGGAAUCGUUUCAACUGCCUAUUGCUUGCUCUUUAAACUCUUCACUCUGAAACUAACUCGAAAACAGCUGAAGGGUCUAUUGGAACACCCAGAUUCUCCAUACAUAAGGUCUCUGGGCUUCAUGUACAUUAGAUAUUGUCUCCCUCCAGAGGAUCUUUGGAUGUGGUUUUCGCCAUAUCUUGAUGAUGAAGAGGAAGUCGAUGUGCGUGCUGGUGGAGGUUGUACCAUGACAAUUGGAGCGAUGUUGGAGCAAUUUCUCACCAAGCUUGAUUGGUUUACAACCUUAUUUCCUAGGAUACCUGUACCUGUUCAGAAAAAAAUAGAGGAGAAGCUGAGGGAGUACAAACGCAAUCAGUCUCUAAUGGAGAAAGAACCUUCACGGGAUCCAAAACAUAGUGAUCGGGAAGAACUCAGCGAUUCUGUUGACCGUUAUUCGAAGGAAAGAAAGAGACAUAAGGAACAUGAUCGAGAUCGUUCCUCCAAGCGUCGUUCACGUUCUCGGGAAAAGGUUCGAAAUCAUCGUCCCAAACCUCAUCAUCGUCAUCGGUCAUCUCGCUCAAGGUCAAGGAGUCGCGAUCGCGGCGGACGAGAUGAACGAGAGAGCUCUUUCGAUCGGGACAUGCGCCGUGCUCGCGAGAAAAUGCGACGUUGA
Molecule: messenger RNA, 957 nt
Organism: Rodentolepis nana
Lineage: Eukaryota; Metazoa; Platyhelminthes; Cestoda; Cyclophyllidea; Hymenolepididae
Source: the annotation of a GenBank genome assembly